CAAUAAUAAACUAUGGCAAAAUAAAUAAAUAAAAUAAUAAUAAUUAUAAUAAUAAUAAUUUUCUACUUAUCUAAAAUAUGACCAAAAUAAGAUCACUGAAUGAUAAAGAUGAAAUAGACCAAAAGCAACAGCAACAGCAACAACAUAGUCAUAAUUUAUUUAACUGGUUAAAUAAUGUUAAGCAUCGUCACGAUGCAAAGCUAACAGAGACUACUGAAACAUCCACUAAAAGUAAUCCUGAACUACCACCACGGCUACCUCCCCCGUCUUCACCACAACCGAUGGAUAUCAAUCAUAACCAUCUUCUUACCACACCACAUGAUACCACAAAUGAUAGUGCAAGUUAUUUGUCAGACGAUAAAGUAUCUAUUCGUAGCAAAGCAACUUCUCUCUUUUCUCGUCAUUUUAAAGAUGAUGUCAUUCAUUUUCACCGACCCCAUGGGCUUUUAUUUGGACGAAAACAGCCAGAAAGUAGUGCUUCACUUGCAUCUUUAAAUCCACCACAGGAUCCUUCUUACAGCUGUUCCUGCUGUACUCAACGCCGUAAUAGUAGAGAUACAACUUCGAAUGAUGCGGAUGACGAAGGAACAUCGUCAACAGAUGAAGAUAACGGCAGUAUCCGAUCCAAAGAUUGGACAAAGCACCCACCGUGUCUUUGUCACAACACCGCUGAAAUAACUCCAACCCAUGAACUCGUCAGUCAUAAUAAAGUGUCUCGAAAUAAUUCGGUUUUUUCCUUACCAAAGGACAUUGAUAAACCUGAAGUUGGAUUCAAAAAAUUAAAAAAGGAUGGUGAUUUAGUCGAUUGGGAUGAACUGAGCUCAUUUUUGGAAGAAGAAGAAGAGGAGGAGGAAGAAAGACAUCGUGGUAGCAUUCAUGUGUGUCAAUCAUCAAAUAAAAUACAUUUACGCUCCAUGAUUCGAAAUGACUUGAUUCAUCUUGCAUUAAAUGGACCCUUUAAAAGUCCUUUAUCAUCAGAUACCAGAAAACAUAUUUUACAUAUUGGAUGUAGCGAUGGUGCCUGGUGUAUGGAAGUUGCCAAAUUGUUUCCUAAUUGGCUAGUAGUGGGUAUCGAUGACCGAUCGGGUGGCCCUCUCUUACCCGAUCAACAUAAGGCACCCAAAAACUUUAAAUAUAUUCGUUGCUUCUAUGAUAUUUUGAGAACUAUUAAAGAUUUCCCGAGUAAUGCGUUUGACCUCGUAUGCGUUCGAUUUUUGUUAGACGCAUACGGGAACUGUACUUAUAAGGACUUGAUCCAUGAGGCCGGUAGGAUCUGUAAACCUAAUGGCUUUGUGGAAAUUUACGAACUGGAUUUGAGAAUUUAUGGCAAUCCAAAGGCAGGACCUGUGACUCAUAAACUAAAUACUAAACUGUAUCGUGCUAUGGAGACACACAAUUUAAAUCCUCGUUUAGCUCGAAGUCUAGGACUUAUGAUCCCUACCAUGUUUGAGCACCCAUCUGGCCAUGACGCAGCCAUGAUGGAAAGAAGGAAGGGUUCAUCUGAUUUUGAAGCUAAUUAUGUUUCAUUACCUUUGGGUGUUUGGGGUGGUCGAUUAGGAGUCAUGUUUCGUGAUAGUAUUGUAGACUUUUUCACUGAUUUUCAGGAGCAUAUGGAUGCAGAUUCCUUAGCUAGUUAUGACGGUAGUGUCAGUAGUGUUAGUGAUGGUAUCCCAUAUGAUAAAGAUAUUGAGACAAUGUUACUUGAGAUGGAGUCACAAAAGGCCUUUAUGAAUUUACAUUAUGUUUAUGCAAAGAAAUCAUAGAAAAAAAAAGAGAUAAUACAUACAUUAUUCAUAAUAAAGAAUACACAUGUCAUUGAUCAUUAAUAUACCAUUGCAGUAGUAUUUAUGUAUAAUCUAAUAAAAAAAAAUAAAAUAAAAUAAAGGCUAAAAACUCAAAUUAUGAAUAUCUUAUAGUCUAUAUGUAGGUUCAUCUUCUAUAUCAUGUUGAUUAGAUGAUCACUAGGUGAUAAACUUAGACGCGGUUCUUAC
This is a messenger RNA of Cokeromyces recurvatus, 1991 nucleotides long. RefSeq lists its product as uncharacterized. The transcript has 2 exons. Bases 78 to 1763 code for a protein of 561 amino acids. NCBI's taxonomy places the organism in Eukaryota, Fungi, Mucoromycota, Mucoromycetes, Mucorales, Mucoraceae. The record is from RefSeq and is a predicted model, not a curated record.